Messenger RNA from Danaus chrysippus (African queen), 915 nucleotides. The record is from the annotation of a GenBank genome assembly. NCBI's taxonomy places the organism in Eukaryota, Metazoa, Arthropoda, Insecta, Lepidoptera, Nymphalidae.
AUGUCACUUGUUAUGAGGAAGUCCCCUAUAGAAUAUUUUAAUGCGGCCAAAUGGAUCAUCAGAAGAGAGUGCCGUUACUUGUCAAAUUUACCAGAAGUAGCUGAAAAUUCUGAAGUAGUUGAAGACAAGCCUCCGAAAGGGCGGAAACCAAGAUUUCUCAAUCCAACCUUACAGUAUAGACAUGUUUAUCCUGAAUUUUUGCCUGAUCCAAAUCCAAAAUUCCGUAAUAGUCUUAGAGAGAAGUUGGAGAGAGCUGAUAUGCUUAAAAGACGGAGCCAGGUUGACAUACCUGAGUUUUAUGUAGGUACUAUAUUAGCUGUAACCAUAGCAGAUCCUCAUGCUCAAGGUAAAACAAACAAAUUUGUUGGUAUCUGUAUUGAGCGUAAAGGUUGUGGACUGAGAGCUGAAUUCACUCUGAGAAAUGUUAUUGACCAUCAGGGAAUUGAGGUGCGAUAUGAACUCUAUGAUCCCACAAUACAAAACAUCCAAGUUCUAAGGCUGGAGAAGAGAUUAGAUGAUAAGUUGUUCUACUUGCGAGAUGCUCUACCUGAGUAUUGCACCUUCCCAAUUGAUAUGGACCCUGAAAUACUUCCUGAGGGUAGUCCGGUACCUGUUAAUACUGUUCAGGUAAAAUUGAAACCGAGGCCAUGGCUUGAGAGAUGGGAACGACAAGAACUUAAAGGUGUUUCAAAUAUUGAGGAGCAUUUGAAGGAAAAGGACAGGGUUAGAAGAGAGUUGAGAAAAACACCUUGGGAGAAGUUUGAUUUGAUGAAAGAUUACAGGAAAACUAUCCCUAUUGAAGACCAAACAGAGAUUUGGGGUGAAGUCUAUAACCAACUUCAACAAAUGCGAGUAUCGCGUAAGAAAAUGUCAAAACAACGAACAUUUACUGCUCCGAAAACGCAAUUGGGAUAG